This is a messenger RNA of Monascus purpureus, 1695 nucleotides long. The record is from the annotation of a GenBank genome assembly. Lineage: Eukaryota; Fungi; Ascomycota; Eurotiomycetes; Eurotiales; Aspergillaceae.
AUGGCCUCUCUGCUGCGAGACUCGUGCUACGGGAACAUCAUCCGCGUUCUCACCAGCGGCCGCUUUUUCAGAUACGACGAUGAAAUCCAUCCCGAGCUCUGGCAUCGGUAUAUCAACAUUGACAAGUCCGCGAGCAUGGCUCGUGGCUCAGACGAGAGCCCAGGCUCUGACGUUGACAUCGACGCGCGCGUUAGGAAUGUACCGUCCAGACCAUGGGAGGAAAACGGACAGAGAUUCCAGGGGUUGACCGGGGAAAAGGUCGAUCCCGAGAAAGGCACCGAUAUCAUGAUGGUGGACUGGUGGGAUGACAAGGACCAGGAUAACCCCCGGAAUUGGCAUUCGGCAAAGAAGGCGUUCGUCACCUUCGAAAUAUGCCUUCUUACCUUCGGCAUCUACAUCGGGAGUUCCAUAUACUCUGCUGGCGAGCAGGAUAUCAUGCGCAAGUUUCAUGUCAGCCAGGUGGUCGCGACUCUAGGGCUAUCGCUGUUUGUUGCCGGCUAUGGAAUUGGGCCAUUCUUAUGGUCUCCUAUGAGCGAGAUCCCGGUCAUUGGACGCAACCCCGUGUAUAUCCUGACGCUGGUUGUCUUCGUUGCGCUCCAGGUCCCGGUGGCUCUGGCGGCUAAUCUGGGAAUGCUGCUCGCGUUCCGGUUUCUGACGGGAUUCUUCGGGUCUCCAGUAUUGGCAACGGGCGGUGCCUCUAUUGGCGACAUGUACAGCCCGUCCAAGCGCGCGUAUGCCAUGGGAAUCUACGGCAUCAGCGCCGUGUGCGGCCCCAGUCUAGGACCGCUUAUCGGUGGCUUUGCAGCGCAGGCAGAGGGAUGGAAGUGGCCCAUCUGGGAGCUCCUGUGGAUGUCCGGCUUUGCGUUGUUGGUUCUGUUCUUCCUGUUACCAGAGACGUCUUCAGCAAACAUCCUCUACCGACGAACUCGCCGGCUGCGCAAGGCUACAGGGAUCCAGAGCCUGCGUUGUCAAUCCGAACUUGACGCGCGCAGUAUCACGUUCGGAGACAUGGCAAUGACGAUUUUGGUGAGACCGUUUGUUCUGAACUUCACAGAGCCCAUGGUCUUCCUGCUCAACCUCUACCUUGCUCUCAUAUACGGCCUGCUGUAUGUCUGGUUCGAGUCCUUCGCCAUCGUGUUCGUCCGCAUCUACGGCUUCAACAUCGGCCAGGAGGGGCUUUCAUUCCUAGGGCUGCUGGUGGGAGCGAUUGUGGUGAUUCCCCCCUUCUACUGGUGGAUGCGCAAGUACCUCGAACCGAGAUUCGACGAGAACGGCAACGUAGCACCCGAAGUACGACUUCCAGCAGCCUGUGUCGGCGCCUUUGCGAUUCCCAUCUGCCUGUUCUGGUUCGGCUGGACCGCCAGACCAAGUAUCCAUUGGAUCGUCCCGAUCGUCGGUUCCGGGUUCUUCUCCGUCGGUGCGUUUCUCCUCUUCAUCUCUAUUUUCAACUAUCUAGCCGACGCGUAUCCGUUAUACGCCGCUUCUGUUCUGGCAGGGAACAACCUCUUCCGUGCUUUGUUCGGGACCGGGUUCCCGCUCUUUGCGUCGGCGAUGUAUAAGAACCUUGGUGUGGGUUGGGCAAGCUCUACUUUGGGUUUCAUAUCUGUCGUGUUCAUUCCGAUACCGUUCGCGCUGUACGGGUUCGGCAAGACGCUUAGGACCAAAUAUAGCAUGCAUGCUCGUAAAGAUAUAUAG